Naegleria lovaniensis is the source of this 792-nucleotide messenger RNA. RefSeq lists its product as uncharacterized. Gene Ontology annotation, molecular function: nucleic acid binding; zinc ion binding. The record is from RefSeq and is a predicted model, not a curated record. Bases 1 to 792 code for a protein of 263 amino acids. NCBI's taxonomy places the organism in Eukaryota, Heterolobosea, Eutetramitea, Acrasida, Naegleriidae. The transcript has 2 exons.
AUGGCCAAAAAGAAACAAGGAGAAGCUUCAUCAUCAUCAACAACCUCUCCGAGCACAUUUCAAAACAAACCGAAAUUUAAAACACUCAAAGAACAAAUUAAACAGCAAAAGAUAACACAGAAAUUGAAUAAAUCAUCAUCACAAGCAACAAGUAGCACCGGAAGUGGGUCAUCGGGUAAGAAGAGCACUUCAUCACCAUCCUUGAAUAAGAACAACUCGAUUCAAAUUCCAAUUUUAGAAAUAUCAGACAAAAAUUCAUCUUCGGAAGAGGAGCAAGUUGAAAAUAUUGAUGAAAAUAUUAGGCUAGAUUUAUCACUACAAUGCGGCUCAAAAAGUGAAUAUGAAUUUGUUUGUAAAACUUGUGGUGGAGAACAUGAUGAGGAGAGAUGUUCGAACAAUUAUUGUCCUAAUUGCUUGGAAAAGCACAAGUUGGACAGUUGUCCUCAUACUAAGGCAGGUGCUAACGUUUGUGAAUGGUGCAAUAAGAAGGGACAUACACAAACCAAGUGCCCAAUGAAACAGUAUAUCAUUUCUAGAGAUGACAUUCCAGAAAAUGUGGUUUGUUUUGUAUGCGGAGAAAAGGGACACUUGAAUUGCUCCCAAUCAUACAAGUCUUUUUCAAACAAGAAAUAUUGUUUCAAUUGUGGGCAGCAAGGUCAUUCUGGACUUGAUUGUGAAGAUAUCAAAUUUGAUGAUAUUCUUUCAACAUGCUUGAAAGAUCAGAAUUAUUACAUGAGUUCGUCUGACGGUUUUCUUGCCAAACGUAUGGUAGAAAAAUACAAGUACAAUUAA